UAUAUUGAUUUUAUUUCUACUAUAAUAGCAUUUGUUAUUUGGUUUUUACAUAAUCUACAGUAAUAAAUAUUAUACUAAUUUUCAUUUACUAAAAUUUAUAUUAUUGUUUAUUUUGAAAAUGACAAUAUACAUAGAUGAAGGAUUGCUUAAAAUUACACAAAAAAUGUGUUUAAUAGCCUUAACUAUUUAUGCAUACAUUCAAAUUUCAUCAGAAAUUCGAACUUGUUCGCAAAACAAAAUUGGCUCGAAGAUCUAUCCAUUUGAUAGUCAAUUUUUCGAAUCGUCGGUACUUUUCUUGACUGCAGCUGCUAUAUGUAUAGUCGAAUGUGAUAUAUGGCCAAACAAUACAAAACCAAGAAAUAGAAUGAUUCGAUUUCUCGCAGAGCUGUAUAUUAUGACAAUGGCUAUAAUACUUGUCUAUGUUCUAUUUUGGCAUCCAAUAGUCAUAACUACAUCUAUAUUCACUGAUAAAUUGAGUAUUCUAACACUUAAAUGGUUGGGAAGUGCGAAUAUACACAAAAAAAACAUUUCAAUUUGCAUGGGAAACAUUCGCAGUACGAAGUUGCAUUGCAAUAUAUUUAGCUCAUUAAUAUUAUAUCAUGUACUCGAAAAGUUUGGGAAGAAAGACUUACGACGUAUAAAAUGUUUGUUUUGAAGUAAUUAACUCGAAUCUAUAUAUUAAUAAGUUCAUGGCAAUACAUGUGAACAAUAUCGAAAGUAUAAUCCUUGCAAAACAAAACAUUUUACUAUAUCAUGUAUGUAUAUAAUUAGUAUUUGAAAUUGAUUCGCAGUAUUGAUAAUGAAAUUAAUGUCACAUAUUGCGUACAUUUUCUUGAAACUUGAUUGCUUCAGAAAGUAGAACUUAUGAAAAUUAAGUAUUCAUACAUAUAUUAGUACAUGUAUAUUGUAUAUACAAAAUAUAUCAAACAAAUAAAAUAAAAUGA
Messenger RNA from Acyrthosiphon pisum (pea aphid), 944 nucleotides. RefSeq lists its product as uncharacterized. The coding region runs from base 119 to 655 and encodes 178 amino acids. Lineage: Eukaryota; Metazoa; Arthropoda; Insecta; Hemiptera; Aphididae. The record is from RefSeq and is a predicted model, not a curated record. The transcript has 4 exons.